This is a messenger RNA of Adineta ricciae, 573 nucleotides long. The record is from the annotation of a GenBank genome assembly. NCBI's taxonomy places the organism in Eukaryota, Metazoa, Rotifera, Eurotatoria, Adinetida, Adinetidae.
AUGUCUCUUACUCCAGCGUUACCCAGAUUGAAUCUUUUGGCUUCUCCAAAAACUCACAAAUUGCAAGCGUUUCUGGAUGUUUAUCGUCAUAUUUGUACAUUUGACAUCAUAUGGGAUACCAACUUAAUUGCUAUUCCUGAUGCGUCACCCGCACAAAUUCAAGAUCUUACUCAACGCAAAUCAGAUUAUCCAAAGGUACAAACAACAUUGCGAUCAAUGGAAUUAGGCAGUGAUCCUUAUUUAGAAGUUACAAUCGAAAAUAAUCAUAGCGAUAAAUAUGCACAUGUAAUACUUGCACAUGGAAGAACCAACGAUGGAACACGACGAAUCGGCAUAUGUGAAUUCCGGCAGUGCCGUUCGCUUAGUGCAGGUGGCCUUGUUGGACCACUGAUUGCAUGUGGGGUGGUUGGUUACUUCAGCCCAGCUGCUGGUAUUAUAGGUUUUAUAACAAAAGUAGCCGCUGAUUAUGCUUUAUCGAAACAAGAUGUCUCCGCCGUCGUGACUAUUAAAGAACUCGUACGCGCUGGUUUUUUAAGACUAAACGAAACAAAUAUGCAACUCUCGUUACCAUAA